CUCGCUCCAUCGCAUUCGUAUUGUAGAGUAGGGAUUUCUAUUUAAUAAUAGGUCAUAAUGAUUGUUUUUACUAAGUAAACAAUGUCUAUCAGAUCAACAACAUCGUUAGCAAACACCUAGAGUAGAUUAACGAGGAUGUCUAAGUGGCAAAUAUUUAAAAAACCGUAAUUUAUGUGUUGUUUUGGUGCCAGUCACUUAUAUUGAUUUAUCGUAAGCCAGUGACCUGUUUUUCGUGUUAUAAAUGUGUUACUCGUAAAUAAUUAAUGAAAUCAUUAGAAAAAGCCUCGAGGAUCAUUGAAGAUGACUUUCUGACAAUAAUAUCAACGUAAGUUAGAUAAAGUAAUGAGAGGAAGCUACGAACAUGGGCACGGAAUCAGAAUUUUCUAAAAAGUGUUGAAAAUUAUCUAAAUAAUUGUUAUUUUGUUAUGGUGUUCUUGUUUUAACAUGAUGACGCCAAUUGAAGAAAAUAAAGAUGACAAGAUCCGUGUGGGCAUGGUGCAAGUGUCGGACGGCAAGUCGCGGCCGCGGCCUGCGCGUCUCGUGCUCAGUAUGGACGCAGUGACGGUGCAACGAGAAGUACCUGUUGUUGUUCCCGUGCGGGACAAGAAUGUGCCUCAUGCUAGGGAGCGUAUGGUUCAAAUAACCCGGCAGAAGGUUGGCGGCCUUGGACUUAGUAUAAAGGGCGGAGCGGAACACAAGUUGCCGAUCCUCAUAUCCAAGAUAUACAAGGACCAGGCGGCGGACCAAACAGGGCAGUUAUUUGUUGGUGAUGCAGUUAUUAAAGUGAACGGCGAGUACAUCACAGCCUGCUCACACGAUGAUGCGGUCACCAUUCUAAGGAACGCGGGUGAUAUUGUCGUCUUGACGGUUAAGCACUACCGGGCAGCCACGCCUUUUCUACAGAAACAAGCGGACGGUGCAUCGGAUACAGACAGCAGUACGGGCGACGAGCACCCGUCCCUGCACGGCAAACCCGUCGAUGCCAAUUGCAAUGAGAAGGCUGAACAGACCAAUGGCGGAUGGCAGACGGCGUGGGGGGAGGAGGAGAGCUCCCGGCCCGGCAGCGCGGCAGGCUCGCUCCGCUCGCGGCCGUCGUCGGUGGCGUCCGACCGACUAGGGGCCGACCACACGCAGGGAGCUAAGGAGUGGAAAGACGUAGUUUCGGUACCUUUAAUGAUGGGAUAUGUCACAAGAUAUGUCUUCGGAACGGACAAGCUGAGGCCGGGUGCUUUUGAAGUGCGCGGCGCCCGGCCACAGAUGACGACGGGCGUCAUACACGCGGAGGACCCCGCGGCGCUGUCGCAGUGGCUCAAGAGCAUAUCGGACAACAUCGUCGGCCUCACCAAUCUACAGAUGAAGCUGUUCAACCGGCAGCUGGCCGUGGGCGAGCGCAUCGAGUACAUGGGGUGGGUGCACGAGGGCGUGCUGUGCGGCGCGCAGCCGUGGCAGACCUACCGGCCCAAGUUCCUGCUGCUCAAGGGCACCGACGUCAUGCUGUUCGAUGUUCCCCCGAUGAACAUCGCCGAGCUAACAAAAUGUCCAGAGACCCUAAAAGUGUACCAGACCAUGUUCCGUACCGUGAAAGAGAGCGAGACAGUGGAUUGGCGGCAGCACUGCUUCCUCGUGCAGAGCAGCGGCGCCGGGCCCGGCGGCGGCGCGGCGGGCCCGCGCUACUUCAGCGCCGAGACCCGGCGCGAGCUGCUGCGCGUCGAGGCCGCCUGGACCAGCAACAUCGUCAACUCCGUCACCAGGCUGCAGAAAAAGACGUUCACGGUGGUGCACGGCGGGCGAGCGGCGGGUCUGACGUUGGACUGGUCGUCGGGGUUCUCGCUCAGCGAGGGCACACCCGGCGCGCCGCCUGUGUGGGCCUAUAGGUUCUCACAGUUGAGGGGCUCGAGUGACGAUGGAAAGUCGAAGCUAAAACUACAUUUUCAAGACGCUGAGACCAAGGUCAUAGAAACAAAGGAGCUGGAAUGCCAGAUCCUGCAGAGCCUGCUGUUCUGCAUGCACGCGUUCCUCACGGCCAAGGUGGCGUCCGUCGACCCCGCCUUCCUCGCGUCCAUGCACCAGAACAAUUGACAGUCGGAGACCAGCGACUAAACAUUGACGUUUAGUCGUCGACAGCAAGAUGAAGACCUUAAUGAGUUAAAAAUAAAGCUCACUUUGCUUUGACACAUUUUGUCUCGUUGAGGCGUUGUUUAUCGUUUAACUAAAACUGUUACAUUUUUAAUUGUUAGUAGGUACAUUACAUUUUGCUGAAUAGGCUUAGCAAAAUGGAUCUUUGGACUAUGGGGCAAACUAGAAUGAUACGUCUAUGUAAUGUACACUCACUCAUACUUCACGUAACCAUAAUAAGUCCUUUAUUCUUUUUUUUCGUCUACACUACACCUAAUACAGUCGCCAAUGUCGCCAUCAGAUACAUAUAUCGGAGCGGUCAAGGCACUCGCAAAGAUCUGAACACGCCUCUAUUGUCAAGGCGUUAGAGUGCGUGUUCAGAUAUUGUGAACACCUUGGCCGCUCCGAUAUAUCUGAUGGCCAAUGUACAUACAAAUUCGUAUCAGCUACGUUUGCCCUAUAAACCCAUUAAGGUUGUAAGUCAUGUUAAAUUCUGUCAUAAUGACAGGUAGAUGUACUUUCAAGGUAUCUUAACAUUUUCAAAGGUUAGUAUUUUUUGAAACUUAGACAGCGAAUCAGGAGACUCCGGUUUUUCUACAGUCAUUCUAGCAUCUAACGAUUUAUUGUCCUAUUGAUAUUUACACAUUCAGUGCCAGCGCGAGCUACGCGUAAAGAUGCCCACUGAUCGGCCUGUCAGUUGAACGCAAAAUUUGACAUCUCCGAACAACUGACAGCCCGACAUCGUCCGGCGAACUGUGCCCUGUUUAUCAAAAGCUUGUAACUUGUAAUACAAGUGGAAGUCCCUUUUUGACAGCUUCUGUUUGAAAGGGACUUCCACUUGUAUUACAAGUUACAAGCUUUUGAUAAACAGGGCACUGGUAAUCUGUGGGCCCCUUAACGAGCGUAGCCGAUAACAAGAAAUACCGUAUGGAGCAAAAAGCGCCUACGUACAGAGAACCCGCCUAGCGGGUCGCUGUCAGUGAAUGUUGAAGUAGUUUUCAAAUUCAUCUGAACCGGUAAUAAAUGUGGCCUACAGUUUAAUAUCUCAACAGAGAUUAAACAUAAUAUUGAAUUGCAUAUGUUGGGGGGCUAUCCUGUUCUAUGGAUCCUAAUAUGAACUCCAAUAAUUAUACUAUGAAUUUAAUAAUAAAGAAAUAUUCAGCUCACCCUGCAGUCGCACUGCUAGAGUGGUGUGGUACGCGACAGCAUAAAGUAAUGUUAAAGCGUUAAAAUGACAAAAAAUCAUUAAAAUAAAACUUUUUAAAAUAUUAUUAGUGUUCUUUCAGAUAAGAAUAAAACUCAAAUCCCAGCGAAAAUUGGUUAGGCCCACUUGCACCAUUCCACUAACCCGGGGUUAAGCAGUUUAACCGUCAACCCAGUGUCAAAUUGUAACCGUGGUAACUCCAGGUUAAACUGGUUAACCCCGCGUUAGUGGAAUGGUGCAAGUGGGCCUUAAACAUCCAUGUAAAUGGGUUAAACAUCCAUGCAAAAUGGGUCCAUGUUUUUACAUCUGACUAUACAUACAGUCAUGCACGCCGGUUCAGAUUCAAUUAUCCAAUGGCGUCAAUGUCGCUCGUCUUCCUUGCGGUUUUCUCUACUUAUACUUCAAAUCUAUUUUAUAAAUACCUUGAUUCUAAAUUACUUACCUACUCUCAAGAUCUAAGAUUUUUAAAUGACGAGUAGCACUGUCCGAGUACGGGAUAAAAAAUACUACAACUAAAGUUAUAAGCAUCGGCAACAUUCGUCUAACCUCAGUUAGACCACUUGCACCAUCCCACUAACCCGGGGUUAAGCGGUUAAACCUAUUGUCAAAUUGUACUGGUAACAAUGGCAACUCCAGGUUUAACCGGUUUACACCGGGUUAGUGGAAUGGUGCAAGUGGGCCUUAGAAAGGCGUUUUCUAAAAUAAAUAUUGAAAACCUGAUUCUUUCAAAUCUGGACGUUCUUAGGCUCAUUCUAGUAGAGUCGACAGCAUUCUCCAUCCCACCAAUAAAAAAAGAUGUCCCAAAAUGUCCAUUCCAUUACGUCACGUUAAAACGUACUACAUACUCAAACAUGAUGUGUGUUCAUACUAAAGUAUGAAAAAAAAAUUGUGCGUGCGUGACGCAGUGGAACGUACAAUUUUCAUACAAAUUGUUGGGACAUUUUAUUUUAUCAUCAGAAUUGAAUAUGCUAGUGAUUCUGAGUUGAAAGAACCCAAAAACACCAGGAUCUGUGAGAAUCAGGUUUUCGAUAUGGCCCAGAAAUGGAAUGAUUAAUUGUGACGAAAAAGUCGUUACUAUAAAUGUUCGCAAAACAAAGUUGUUCAUGCAUAACUUUAAUUGUAGUACUGUAGAAGGAACUUUGAAUGAGUCAUUUAUAUUCAGUAUUAAUAUUUAUGCUUGCUUAUUCUAAGACUCGAUAAGUAUAACAUCCGUUAGACCGAUUACUUUAUUCGGUUUGUGAUGUAAAGAAACUUAAUGUAUGCGAUCACAAAGUCUAAUGGAUCAUUUCAAAAGCGGUACUUCUGUUAGUAAAUUACUAUCAUCGAAUUUGUUACAAUUUUAAGAAGUAGUUUAUGUAAGUUUUUUUUUAUGUAAGUACAAUCAAAUAAUAUUAUCUGUACUGUUACUUUCUAGUUAUUUGAUUCCAUAACUUUAACAAGAUAUUAAUAAGUAGGUACGUACCGAUUAUUUUUACCAAAGAUUUUAACUGAAACUCAAUUGAACCAAAACUAUCACGACUCGAAGUAAUGACGAUAUUAUACAAUAAAUUAGUGUGGAUUUUUGACAUGUUUAUAGUCGUCUUGUUUUUAUUAAUUAUAAAGUGUAGUUAUAUCAAUUUUUACUUACGUUAGGUAUAAUAAUACGUUUCAAAAUAAAUUUUUUGCUAUCGUUUGUGGCGAGGCUAUGAUUUUGACUGAAAUUCGAAUUAUAUUUAAGUGUUAGAUUUAACUAAGUUUUCUUAUUAAUCGAAAUAUGCCUAUUAUAUAUAUUAGAGAAUUUUGCGCUUGCAUCAUAUCAUUAAAUUUAAGUGAAAUUAAAUAUUGCUAUAUUAAUUAUACCUAUGUUUAAAAUCUAUCGGAAAUAAAUUCAUCUCAUAUAAUUAUUUGGUUGUUAAACGUUCAUAUUUUAUCAAGUUUAGCAAUCGGCCGGAUAGAAAAUGGCUUGAUAAAUAUAGUAUUUUCAAUAUUAUUGUACUGAAAUAGUAUAUUGUUAUAAUUUUGUUUAUAAAGGGGUAAAAUUUCCGAGGCCACAGUAAUUUGCAACCAAAAUGUAUAAAAAUAGUACAUAUGUGAAACCAUAGAAUUAUUUAUAUUGAGAAAUAGUAACGCGAAGCAGCUGAAAGUGAUAUUAUUAUAUGAAGUUAAAUUGUUUAUUGCUAGGGCUCAUUUCUCGAACGGUAUUAGACUAAUAUUAUUAGCCCACGAACUGGCAAGUCGUAUGCGUUACCAUGGCAACACACUAAUAAUAUUAGACUAAUAGCGUUCGAGAACUAGGCUCCCGGUUGGCCUAUUAAACUUUACCCGAUGCUAGUAAGUACUUAGUACUCUACCUAUAUUUACUUAUUAAGGACUUUCUUAUGAAUUGAAUUGUUGACUAUAGAGAUUUUUGUGGGAGUUCUAAAUUUUUAUUAAUGUAUUGUAAUCAUCACAAAAAGUUAUUAUAUGAAAGUGUUUAUGUGAACAUGUUUUAGGGCAUAAUUUGCUAGGUAUGUAAUUUUGUUUUGCAUUUACAUGCUUUAGUGUAAUACUCUAGAUCUGAUAUUUAUGUAACUAGUAGAUUUAGCUUAUUUUCUUGUGUGCGAAACUGUAUACAUGUACAUAUAUACAAUUAUUAUAUUCGCCUUGUGUAAGGUCAAUUCGUAGCAAAAAUAUUAUUUACCUUAAAUUAUCGAACAAACGGGUUUUUAGCAAAAUUUAUAGCAUGUAACCAUUACCCGAUAUUAUCAAGGUAGGUACGCGAUUUUAAGUAAUGUUUUUUAACAGUAGAUUUUGAUCCUAUUUUGUGCUGUCAACAAUAAUGGAUAUGAUCUGGAUAACUUAUCUCAGCUGACAACUAUUAUUCGUUACUGAAAAAUAAUCCUACGAUGAAUUAUAUGAUGCUAAUAACGUAACGUAAAACCACCCAACAAUACCAAUACUGCAACUGCUGUGUUUAAUACGCAAGUUUAAUACGUAAUUAAGUUCACAUACAUAGGUACAUACUUUUUUGCCAGUACCUAUUCAAUUCAAAGUACAGUGUAUGAGUGUAUUCGAGAUACGAAUAAAUGAUUAUGAUUAUGAUAAUCGGGUUUAUUUUGGACAACGGUUGCCAGUUUUUGGAAUAUAAUUGGGUGGUUUUGGAUGAAUUAACUUUUUUUUGUCUCUCGUUACCAUGGUUACAAAAUACUCGUGAAAUACUCAUUUAGUAUAGUACAGUAUUUAAAUGUAUCUUACAUGCAUUUUUGUGGUAGUUAAAAUAUCAUUUUUCCGUAAUGGGCCAUCCACUAAGCUUGUUAAGCAUACAACAUCUCUUCGAACAAAGUGUGCUAGUAUGCCCAGUGUUGUCCGUUGGGCAACGUGACAGGAUAACAACACAAAUAAAAGUUGAUUCACCCUUUUACGCUACGGGUACGAUUGGGUGCCGAAAAAUGUGCUGAGAAGCACCAACCACUAAGUAUGGACGCGUCGGUUGUCAGUUAAGAUAAGUUUGUUUUUAAAUAUACAGUUUGUUAGUGUAUUCUACGACCUGACUGGGUAGACUUUGUAGGUUUUGGCUGUUUGAGGCUAUCGGUUAUAAGUGAUAGUAGGUAUGGCUUUGAACAUUACACUGGAUUGUAGCAACUAUAUAACUCGGUAGGAUAAAGUACCUGUCAAUUGAAUGCAACAACUGCAAUUAAUAUCGAUUAAAAAAUAUCUGGAGAUAUGUAUGUACUUAUAUAUACAUUUUUCGCACCUUAAUUUUUUAAGGUUAACAAAUGUAAGGACUGUAUCGUUUAUUAUAAAUACAACUUUACUUAGCCGUUUUUUCUGGUAUUAUAUUUUUAUUAAAAAAUUACACAUAUAGUUUAAUUAGUGCUUUAAUAAUAAGUAACAUUUCGUCCUGGGAGAUCACGUAAAGCAUAUGGUUUGGACAAUAUUUACCCAAUCCUCCCGAGUAACUACAACGAUUUUGGACAAAUACUACAAGAAAAUUUACGGUUUGCGAACAAGACGAGAUAUUACACAAAAAAAAUCGUGCUAUGUAAACAGCAAUUACAUAUGAUUCGUAAAGCGAAACAUCUGGGCAUAGUCUAAUCAUUUCUUUUAGUUGGAAAAAAAGUUUUGGAUCUGUGCUUGGUGGCCUUUUAGAGAAUAUGGCAUGUUACUUACGACAACCCCGACUUUGGUAUACAAUAUAACCAUCAUGGAGCGUUUCUAUCGACCUGUUCUAGCCAUGGUUCAACGCCAUGAAUGUCCGUUAGGCUUUGGAUUUCGGUAGAUUCUUUUAGCUGUUUCCCUCAUUUCGCUGGCGUCAGAAAUUUACGGGAAUCCAAAAUGUUGCAUAAAAAGUCGUUUUCAUGUAAAGAUAAAAAUUCACCACAUUUAUUCUGUGGAUGUUCAAUUGAGCAAUCAUGAAAAGGACACUUGGAUGGCAUAUUUUGGCAGCAUAUUAACCUUUUGUUUCUUUAAAUCGUACCAAGGAAUCGGUGAAAUAGUCUCAAAUUAAGCUCGAUAGGCUUGUCCAAAUUACAAUUGCUAGACGAUAUUAAAAUCAUCAUAAAGUCCCUAAAAUAAAAUAAAUGUAAAACCUUCUUAUAUCAGAUAUGGCUUAAAAAUACCCCCAGAGUAUAUCUUAAGAACAUAGUAAUACAAAAUAAUACACACGUCAACAGUUAGACCAGGUUUUAUUUGUAUUUAUAAUAAACGAUACAGUCUUAUUUAAAUUGCAGGCGUCAGUUGGCUUAACACAGAAGCGCCGUAACAGUAUCCCGCCCUUGAGAUAGACUACCCGUUCAUCUCUAAUGAAUACAGAUAGAAAGACGAAUAGUGUAUCUCGAGCGAGAGAUAGUUUCGCAGUGCUCCGGUGCUAAGCUCAUAGAUUUUAAAAUUAUUAUAUAAAUUAUGUUUUUAUUAAAAAAAAUAUGAAAAUAAUGAAGGUACUGGGGAUAAAAUUUAAAAAAUAUAUAUUAAAAAGUUAUUAUCAACCUUGUGAUGUCAAUAAAACAAUCCAGUGUAAGUGUUGUGUGAAACCCGUCACCGCCUAGUGCGUGACAGGCGUCAAAAUUGACUUGUCUAGAUAAUAAUUAGCUUCGAUUGUGUAUUUGCGGAUUUGCUACUGCGAGAAAAGGUUAUAAAAUAGCAACAACGAAUAUAACUCUAGAAAGUAGUAUGAAAUUACCUGUAAAGUUAAAUUCGAAACCAUGCCGCUUGUCACGUAUUAUCUGAAAAUACAUACUUAUAAAAAUCAGGGUAAUAUACAUAUAAUAGAACAGAACAGAUAAAAACAAAUUCCAUAUUCAUUAUUUGUGGGUAACGAAAAAUAUCUUGUAACACUUUAAUCCAUAUAACAGCCCUGCACCGAAAGCAUACUUGGGGGAGUGUAUACAUGGGUUUAUUUAAUACUUAAAUAAAUAAAUAUCGGUGCAUUUCGUACUUAUUGUUACGUAAGCAUAAUAAUAAAAAAUCAAUAUAAUAAAAUCCCAUAAUUAUAAGGGAAACGCAUUACACCUAAUUUCAUCGCUCCAUGUUAUUUUUACCCUAUAACUAUGACGUAUUUUAAUUAUUUCAUUUUGAUUUUUAUGUAUUUGACGAACUUUGAACCAAAAUUCACUAAACGUUAACUACUUAAUUUAAUUAAUAAGUUAAUACGUGACAGGGCGCAUACGAUAAUUUGACCAAUCGAAAACCUGCAUAAUAACGCCACUAACCAGUUGGCCCGUCCACUUUAUACCCGAACAUCUCGAUUUUUUUGAUCGUAGUCUAUUCCAAAAUAAAAUAAAACUUUUAAAAUUAAUUAGACUGAGUGGUAGUUUUUUAUUACUUUGUACUACGAGACAAUUAAACAACCAUUGAAUAAACUAGACAUUUUAUAUUUAAUAUUACUUAGUAUGAGCUUUUCUUUCACUAUAGAAUAUUUAAUGAUCAGUAACCUAGCAUAAUCCCUACUACGUACGUGCGAAUGUAUUAUUGUCAACCGAACAGCAGCUUGCGUCCGCGAAACGGAAACAUUACUUAUAAUUCUCUUGAUUCGAGGGAAGCGACAUGUUUAUGGUCAUUUGUUACUUGAGUUAAAUAAUGAAGAGCUUAUUUUCCAAACGGGCCUAUGUGCAUAAUACUAUAGUUAUAGUUUAUACUAGACAUUAAAUUAAGGUCCAUCAGUGGACAGUGAAGAGUGUUGCUGUUUGUACAAGGUCCAAACAUUUUGCAGUGAAGCAUCCGAGCGUUGGCUCGGUAAAAAGUACGCGUAAAACAUGCCAAAAAUGAUUGUACUAGCUAUAAUUUUAUUAUGAGAUUAUUACGCUUUAAAGUCAGAUAACUUCGAAAUAGACCAGUAGUACUAGACAUGAUGUAAUCAUACGAGAUCCAAACUCAUAAUAUCAAAGAGACUAACCUCAUAAGUCCCCUUGUACUUGUACAAGUACAAAUUAAAUUGGCGUUUUGAGCUCAUAUAGAAAUAAAAGAAAGUUCCACAUUCAAAAGCGCCAACAUUGCCCUGGGUCUUAAGAGACUAAGGUUUAACAAAUGUUUCCUUGUAAUGUUUCCGCGGGCAAAAGCUGAAUAUUAUAAAUACGGGAAUCGAUUAGUCAAUUUAGAGAGUAUAUUCAAGACUGAACUGUAUGUUGUCAUUCGCAGUUUGUUUCGCCGAUUGUUCACAACGGGACAAAAGCAUCGAGUCGCUUGCUAAAGUACUGGAAAUCUAAAUAAUUAUUAAUCAGACGUGCGGCGGUUGUGGCAUUAAUUACUGCUGCAAACUGUAAUUUCCUUGAUAAAAUGACUCACGUGGCCGCAUUACUGCUGCGAUUAGAACGUUGAAUCCGUCGCUCAUCAAGGAAAUUGACAAUGCACUCGCGUCAAGGGGCCUAUUUCUCAAACGGUAUUAGACUAAUAUUAUUAGUCCACGAACUGGCAUACGUAUGGGUUACUAUGAGCCCAUUUCUCGAACGGUAUUAGUCUAAUAUUAUUAGUGGGUUGCCAUGGUAACCCAUACGAUUUGACGGUUCGUGAACUAAUACUAUUAGUCUAAUACCGUUCGAGAAAUGGACCCUGUGACAAUGCACUAAAAUAUUAGACUAAUAUGUUUCGAGAAAUCGGUCCACGGUCGUAGUAGUGAUCUCGCAACAGUAAUGCAGCUGCAUUUGCCAUCCGUAUGUCACCUUAAGAUAGCACGGAAUAGAGGCACUACCAGCCAGGUAACGAUUUUCUUAUUUGACAAUUGAAAAUGCGCCGUUGAAGUGUGUUUCUAUCCUUCCUUAUAAAGCAAGCGUCCCAAUGUUUUUAAGCGUAACUUUUGGGAACUUGGGUCUACAAUAACUCGAAUAUUCACGGCCUGUCACUUGCAUUUCACCCAUCCCAUGUAUUUCUUGGACGGUACACUAGUGCAAUUUUUAUCUGGCUAACCAGUAUGUCACGUUUCCCUAUAAAUAAGCCUCUACCAUGAAUACGCAGUGCGGCGUCUAGCGACCGUAGUCUAUAAAGAUGAAUACGUUUAUCAAUUAACGCUCCUAUGCACCUCCAUAUACGGUUGAAUUUUACGCCACGUUAGCCGCCUUGCGUCUUAGUAUAUACGACCUUAGUGUACCGUCAAAUGAAAUAUAGUUACGUCUUUCCCCUAACAUAAGUGCACCAUUCAUUUUAUUUCAACUAGGCUGUUGCUUAUGAUAAUUUAAUUCCAAAUUCAUCUAAGGUGUGUAGAUCUACAGAGGGUCUCAAAUAUUUGUUCAACUUCAGAUUGGCAAAUCUUGAGAUGUUCAGUAGAUUCUCGUUGUAUGUCGGUGAAAUCGAAGCGUUGUAUUGUAUACCUAUUCAUGGGAACCACUAUGUUAGGUGUGGUGACCUAGUUAUUUAUACAUAUUGUUGACAUGUAACUAUAUUGUAUCCAUUAGUGAAAAUAAACAUUUGGUAAGUA
Cydia fagiglandana is the source of this 11183-nucleotide messenger RNA. RefSeq names its product gamma-1-syntrophin (gene Syn2). Bases 445 to 2079 code for a protein of 544 amino acids. Gene Ontology annotation, molecular function: structural molecule activity; protein binding. The record is from RefSeq and is a predicted model, not a curated record. Lineage: Eukaryota; Metazoa; Arthropoda; Insecta; Lepidoptera; Tortricidae. The transcript has 14 exons. Gene Ontology annotation, cellular component: intracellular anatomical structure; dystrophin-associated glycoprotein complex.